CAUGGAUGUCGAGUAGCUAUCUUCGUGUUAUCAUCCACAGAUUCCACAAAAGUGCUAAAGUUCAGAAAGCAAAGUAGGCUGAGACUAGCGACAGAGAUCUUUACUUUGCAGAUAUGAGAUGCUUCUACCGUGCUCGCUUCUACUGUGCUCGAUGUAAUUUUUGGCUGGUAGAAAUCUCGCUUCUUCUCCAUUUCUCAAGAGGAAUCUGGAUAAAGAGACAUUUAGGCAAAUUUACCAAGACAUUUACCAAAUCGGAAGGGUACUGAUUUAAAUCAUCAUGGCCAUGUCUAUCCUCACCCAUAUUUUGGCUGGCCUGUUUGGCAUGGGCUCCUGGGUCACCAUCUGUGGACUGUUUGUGGAACUUCCGCUAAUCGUCCCACAUGUUCCUGAGGGCUGGUAUCUUCCCUCCUACAUCUCUGUCAUCAUCCAAAUGGCCAACAUCGGACCUCUGUUUGUCACAUUAAUGCAUCGCUUCCGACCAGGAACGCUCAGCGAGACUGCGGUUAUCUAUUUUAUUAUUGCUUUCGGGAUAUUAGCCAGUCUCUUACUGGCGUUUUUCUGGAGUGAAAGAGUGGUGGUGCAAGGUGUGGAACGCAGUGUUCCUCUUCUCCUCCUAAUCUUCUUCAUCUCCAUAGUGGACUGCACUUCUUCAGUCACGUUCCUUCCCUUCAUGACACAGCUCAAGGCCGAGUAUCUCAUGACUUAUUAUAUCGGAGAAGGUUUAAGUGGUCUGGUCCCGGCUUUAAUGGCGAUGGUUCAAGGUGUUGGUGUGAUGGAAUGCGUCAAUGCAUCUCUAAUCCUUAGAUCCAACCAAUCGCAUUUUAACUCAUCUGAAGAAAAUGCUAACUAUCUAGUUCCUAGCUACCAACCUGCUAACUUCUCAGUUGAAGCUUAUUUUUUCUUCCUGACGGCUAUGAUGGUGGUUUGUCUGGUGGCGUUUUUACUUUUAAACUACCAUCCGGCUGUGGCUCGAGAACGGCCUAAUGGCAGUCCCGUAUCCCGCUGGAAAAACAAGAAAUCGGAGAAGAAACCGAUGAUGAAUUCUCAAAGGACUGUUCAGAAAGCCAGGAGCUCAUUUGGGACAGGGACGUACACAUGGGUGCAAGUUGUAUACAUCUAUAUUAUCAUAACAUGGGUGAAUGCAUUGACCAACACUGGUUUGCCAUCCGUGCAGUCAUAUUCAUGUUUGCCGUAUGGAGAUCAGGCCUAUCACUGGUCUGCCACUAUGGCCAAUGUUGCCAAUCCUAUAGCUUGCUUCAUCACCAUCUUUUACACUCAAAGGUCAUUAGUGCUGAUGGGAGUCCUCACAUCUCUUGGUUCUCUUAUUGGAGUUUACAUCAUGGCCAUGGCUGUGUUGAGUCCUUGUCCACUGCUAGUUCAUGACACCUCAGGAGCUGUCAUUAUUGUGUUGGCAUGGUUCUUAUUCAUCUUGGUCCUCUCCUAUGUGAAGGUAAUUGCUGCUGUCAUCCUGCGAGACGAAGGCCACAGUGCUCUCGUGUGGUGUGGAGCAGUAGUACAGCUGGGCUCAAUGCUGGGGGCAGUUACUAUGUUUCCUUUGGUCAACGUUUUUGACUUUUUCACUUCAGGCGACCCAUGUAGCACUAACUGCUUAUGAGAUAUGGCAACUGCAAAUCAUAUUAAUGUUAAUUCUACUGUUGUUAAUAUUAUUUUUAAUUGUGGAUUAUUUUAAAUAAUAUAAUUUUUCAAUUACGCCUUUGAUGAGAAAGGAAACACAUUUAAAACGUAUAGUCAAAAUUAUUCUAUAAUGUAAAAUAAGCUACAUUGUAAUGGAAUUUUGUUAUAUGCUGAUCCAUUUAACUGUAUAUAUUAUCUGUGUUUGUAAAACUAGAUUUAGGAUAGUAAAGUUAGUUGUUUUUCUUCA
Danio rerio (zebrafish) is the source of this 1882-nucleotide messenger RNA. NCBI's taxonomy places the organism in Eukaryota, Metazoa, Chordata, Actinopteri, Cypriniformes, Danionidae. The record is from RefSeq and is a predicted model, not a curated record.